AUGUUUUUAUUCGGCAAAGUUCGCUAUCUUAGAGUGUCACAACGAUUGGCCGGUGAACGUUCAUGGCUGUGGACGAAUAUUUCCCAAUUGUCGCCUAAGGAUCAGGCAACGAUGGUUUCAAACUUGGCGCAGUAUUGGCCGUACCCCUGGGAACGAAGAGCGUUGAAUUGGCCAAUUCAUGUUGGUAUUCUCGCCAACUGCAUAACCUCCGCUGCUAUUGCCACAAAAAUCAGUGCUGAUAUGGUUAUGUUCAAUCCGAAGAUGUCGUUUCUCGAGGCAGUCCGGCAAUGCCCGCGGUCGCCGUUUGUCUUCGGUGUUUAUACCUCUGGAAUCGCAUACUACAUGAUGCGUCAGGUUCUUAUAGUUCCUGAAGUUUUUACCGAAAAUCCGUGCAGUUCGUGCGUGUUGAGUAAGAGUGUGGCAAUUGCUCUCGGCACAGGCGUCGCUGUUCCUCUUCUAGCCACACCGUAUCUUUGUCAUUACAUCAAUAUCAAUCGACAACCAAAGGAGAAGUUUCCAUCAGUAAGUAACUAUAUUGAAUUCCUCACACUUUGUUGGGAAGGUAGUCGAGCAGCUAGGUCGCUUCUUAUCAAGCUUAUUCCAUUCCAAGCACUGGUUGCCGCUGUUUCGACGUACUCAGUUCUGUGGGGACGAGAAAGGGUAUUCGGCACGUUGGACGCGGAUCCCGAAUUCGCAAAGGACCUUCUUCUGAAAGUACAGCUGAAAGUCACUCUUAAGCAAAGAGUAAUGGACUAUCUCCACGGCAGUUCAUUAUAUAAUGUCAUUACCGGCAACCCGACCCCAGAAAAGGAUCAUGUACAGCUUGAUUAA
Molecule: messenger RNA, 831 nt
Organism: Haemonchus placei
Lineage: Eukaryota; Metazoa; Nematoda; Chromadorea; Rhabditida; Trichostrongylidae
Source: the annotation of a GenBank genome assembly